GUGUGUGUGUGUGUACUCUGUUCAACACGACGUUCACUUCCCCGCUGCAGUCAGACGAUAACACACUGACAGCUGAUCAGGAGCAGGGAGAUAUGGAGGCUCAGAGUCACUGACUUCACUACAGAAUAACACACCAGAUGGACUCAGUGCUGCCACUCUAGCAGCCGCUACCACUAUGCUCCACCGGAAUAUGAGGACAGUUGGGGUGGAGCUACCCGAGAUGGGGUCGAAAGACGUUCCCCUCAUCGGCUACCGUCCCCUUCCACCAGACGCCAGCGGUCCUCCUGGUCAGUGGGCGAAGGAGACAGAGGCCAGAGAACAAAGCUCCUCUCAGGUCGAGGCGUCCCCCAUGAAAACCACUUGGUACUGUCCACUCAACCUGUCCACUGUUACUGAGAAGGAGGAGGACGGUAUCAUUUACUCGGUGAUUGUGAAGCCAAACCACAGUGACCCCAAUGCACAGUCGUCAUGUCACCGCUCGCAGUGUGUCAAGGCCGGGACGGAAGAGAAGCUGGUACUUCACCUCCUCCACUCCUUCUCCAUGGAGGACACGUCCUUUAUCUCCAUCUUCCUCUCCACCUACCGCUCCUUCACCACCACUGAAAGGGUGCUGGACAUCUUGACAGACAGACUGGGAGAUCCACCGGGAGACAGCGGCAGUCCCACCCGCCAGACCUUCAACAAGGCAGUGUGCACCGUGUUCAGCACGUGGUUAAACGAAUACCCGGAGGACUUCCACUCGCUGCGAGAACCCUCACGCCUGCUCCGUCUCGCACCACUCAUGCCAAACCAGACAGGGUCAGAGGUCAGAAGUCGGCUGCUGAAGAUUGCAGAGGAGCUCAGCGAUAAAUCCCUGAUUCCUGACCCUUCUGCAGAUGCGGCAAAUGCUUUUCUCCAACCAUCAUCUCCGGACCCUUCGAAGUUCGAAGCAACCAACAUCCUGGCUUUUCCCUCGAGCGUCAUCGCCGAGCAGCUGACCAAGAUCGAGACUGAGCUCUUUCUGAAGCUGGUGCCGUAUCACUGUCUGGGCUCGCUCUGGUCUCAGAGAGACAAGAAGGGCCAUGAGGGGAAGUGCUGGUCGGUCCGAGCCACGGUGCGUCAGUUCAACCGCCUGGCCAACGCCGUUACAGCCUCGUGCCUGUGGCAGACGGAGCUGAAGACCCAGCAGAGGACACGCCUUCUGGAGAAAUGGAUCAGCGUAGCCGAGGUUUGCAGAAUCAAGAAGAACUUCUCGUCACUGUAUGCCAUCGUGUCAGCGCUGCAGAGUAACCCCAUCCACAGGCUGAGGAAGACGUGGCAGGAGACGGACCGGGAGGCGAUGAAGCGCUACGAGGAGCUGGCUUCCAUCUUCUCGGAGAAAGACAAUUACUCGCAGAGCCGAGAGCUGCUCAAAGAAGAAGGCCCCCCCAAAUCCGCCAACGUAGACACUAGAACCAACAACAGAAGACACAUGUCCAGUACUCAGGGCACCGUGCCGUACAUGGGCAUCUUCCUGACCGACCUCACCAUGCUGGACGCCGCAGUCAAAGACAGACUAGAGAACGGCUAUAUCAACUUCGACAAACGGCGACGGGAAUUCGAGGUUCUCGCCAAAAUCCGGCUCCUCCAGUCGUCCUGCAGGAACAGCAGCUUCCGAUCGGACGAGUUGUUCUUGCACUGGUACCACAGUGUCCCCAGGCUGACCGAGGAGGAAAGCUACAGACUGUCCAAUCAGAUCGAGCCUCAGGUAGAACCGAGUCCAGGACGUGUUACCCAUCCCACCGUAAUCAUCACACAGUGUCCCGAUGAUCUCUCUGCUGUGACAAGCUCAGGCAUGGAUGCUGAUGGAAUAUUUGAUUUCCCCUCGCCUGUCAAUCAUCUGCUCUCCAGGCUUGCCAAGCACAUGAAAUCCCCUUCCGUUUCCUGUCUGGAUGUCGAAUCGUCCCCUCCACAACCCAGCGAACCUACCCCCACUGCAGUGACCACGCCCAAUACCAUGUCGAGAACCCAUCGGCGCUCCGUCUCGUGUGGCAAUGCUCCGCCCAAUCAAACACAAGGGGCGGGGCCAGAUAUGCGGAUUGUCAAGAUACGGAUGGAUUUACGCGACGGGAAUUUGUAUCGCAGCAUUCUGGUUAGUAGCAACGACAAAAGUCCUACUGUGAUCAGCUCGGCGUUAGAGAAACACAACCAGGAUCCCAGAGAGGCCUCCAAAUAUGAACUCAUCCAGCUGCUUCCCGAAGGAAAAGAGCUGACAAUUCCCGUCACAGGAAACGUCUUCUACGCCAUGAGCUCAGCCAGCACGGACUUCCUGUUGAGGAGACGAGGAGGAAACACGCCGGUGGGAUCACCGUCGCUGAACAAUGAGACCAGCGCGACUUUUCCACGAAUCAAGGCCAAGGGGCGGAGACUGAAGUUCAACUAAGACGGCGACGAGAGCGACGCCGCCGCGACGCCGCCCGUGUUACGGCUUUCUACCUCGAACGGACUGAUAACCCCGUUAGCUUCGGCUAAUCUGUGAAAAACACUGAAUUAUCAGCGAUGAUAAACGACUAUGAAACUCCAACUGAAUGCCGUGUAGCACUUAAGGGGUACUGAUGCACAAUAACUUCACACAGUAAUUUAUCUUUAAGGAAAAAAAAAAAAAAAAAAAAAAACCUGAUAAACUCUCACUGCCACUUUGUAACCAAGUAUGCAAACAUGAGGUUCUGACUAAAUCUCAACAACACUGUCAACUUUCCCGAUCUCGAACCUGAGCAGCGGUUCAGCCUGUGAUCCUUUAUAUAUAUAAAUAAAGGAUGUUAAAUGCACAGAGCACGAAGCUCCCUGAGAAAUGUAACACUAAGGAAAUAAAUAUAUCUAUGUCUUAAUGUCUGCUAUACGUAUACACAUGUACAGUCAACACGAUGGUUCUCUUGUCUGACGUGCUCUGAUGAACCCUGCGCCGCUGAUGAGAGUUCGCUCACGAUGCUUUUGAAGUCUGGUCUCAACUGAAGCGCCCGAGCUCUCGGAUCAGCGCAGGGCGGAAGAGCCGCGUCUGGGCCGCCGUCGUGGUGAAGUGCCUUGUGAUCAUCAGGUGCUCUCUCGCUUCUGCCACGUCACCCAGGAUGAGCUGACGUUACGCGUUCAUGUUUCUGUACAGAGAAAAGCUGGGUUUAUGCAAAAAUGAUGUGCACCAACUAUUCUUGUACACAAUAAAUUUUCAUUUUGAUACAUAUCGGA
This is a messenger RNA of Clarias gariepinus (North African catfish), 3198 nucleotides long. RefSeq names its product ral guanine nucleotide dissociation stimulator-like 2 (gene rgl2). The transcript has 21 exons. The record is from RefSeq and is a predicted model, not a curated record. Bases 176 to 2401 code for a protein of 741 amino acids. Gene Ontology annotation, cellular component: plasma membrane. Gene Ontology annotation, biological process: Ras protein signal transduction; positive regulation of GTPase activity. NCBI's taxonomy places the organism in Eukaryota, Metazoa, Chordata, Actinopteri, Siluriformes, Clariidae. Gene Ontology annotation, molecular function: guanyl-nucleotide exchange factor activity.